Nicotiana tabacum (common tobacco) is the source of this 2065-nucleotide messenger RNA. RefSeq names its product protein MOS2. The record is from RefSeq and is a predicted model, not a curated record. Gene Ontology annotation, cellular component: spliceosomal complex. NCBI's taxonomy places the organism in Eukaryota, Viridiplantae, Streptophyta, Magnoliopsida, Solanales, Solanaceae. Gene Ontology annotation, molecular function: nucleic acid binding. Gene Ontology annotation, biological process: mRNA splicing, via spliceosome.
CAAUUUCAUUCCAAAGUGGCUAAGGUUUUGUACCGCAUUAUCACCUUUUAACAAAGUAAUAAACUCCUUCGAAUCAACUCACACAUCAACCAUUCCGCUAUUGGUUACCCCUUUCUCCGGUUUUGGGCAAAUUCGCCGACGUUGAAGUUUCCGAUCGCCGACUCCGAUUCAUGCGACAAUGAAGCUUUCGUUUUCUCUCUCUUCAAAGCCAUCUUCAAACCUAAAAAAGCAGCCGCCGUCUUCUUCUCAGACCUUCCCCUCCAGCGAUGAUCCCCGCAACAACUCCACCACCCCCACUGAUAAAGAGUACGUCACUGAAUUCGACCCAUCCAAACCUCCGGCGAGUUCCACCAAAGACGCACUCAUAAUACCUCCAAAACCUAACGAAUGGCGCCCUAUCAAACGGAUGAAAAAUCUUGAACUCCCUCUCCAACCCGCUUCCGCCGAUCAACCGCUCCAAUUCGAACUUGACACUGGCGGCACUGCUGUCGAUCCGUCGUCAGAUUCCAUCUCUUACGGCCUCAAUCUCCGCCAAUCCGAAAACCCUAACCCUAACCCUAACCCCAGCCAAAUGAUUGAUCCAAUGGCGCGUCAGUUUAAAGAAGAUAUGAAGAGGUUACCAGAUCACAACGGGAUAGAUGAAUUUACUGAUAUGCCGGUGGAGGAGUUUGGGGCUGCUUUGUUAAAAGGUUAUGGGUGGGUUGAAGGUAGAGGGAUAGGUAGGAAUGCUAAAGAAGAUGUUAAAGCUGUUGAGUAUAAAAGGUGGACAGCAAAAGAAGGCAUUGGAUUCACACCUGAAAUACCAGAACCAAAACAAAGUAGUAAGAAGGAUGAAGGAGGUGUUAAGGGAGAUCAUAGUGAUGUUAAUGGUGGGAAGAAAGAUAGGGAAAAGGGAGGGAAAAGAAUAUACGUAGGGAAGGAAGUGAGGGUAGUGAGAGGAAAAGAUAUGGGAAUGAAAGGAAGAGUUUUGGAGGUGAAAAGCGAUGGGGAUUUAGUAAUUUUAAAGCUUGCGAAACGAGACGAAGAGGUGAAACUUCAGGCACGGGACGUGGCUGAAUUGGGUUCAGUGGAAGAGGAGAGGUGUUUGAAAAAGUUGAAAGAAUUGAAGGUUAGAGGAGAAAAGAGUUAUAGUAAUGAUGGGGUUAGAAAGCAGUCUUUUGAUGGUAGAGGUAGAGAUGAAGCAACAACGGAGCGGAAAAAGGACAGCAGAAGAAGUAGAGAUGAAAGGAGUGAUAAAGUAUCUUGGCUUGCUAGUCACAUUAGAGUUAGGAUUAUAAGUAGGGAUUUGAAAAGGGGAAGGUUGCAUCUACAGAAAGGGGAAAUUAUGGAUGUGGUAGGGCCGACGACUUGUGAUAUAUGUUUGGAUGAAACUAGGGAGUUGAUACAAAGUGUGGAUCAGGACUUGCUUGAGACAGCUCUGCCAAAGCGUGGUGGUCCCGUUCUGGUUCUGUAUGGUAGGCACAAAGGUGUUUAUGGACACUUGGUUGAGAAGGAUAGUGAGAAUGAGACUGCAACUGUCCGAGAUGGUGAUACGAAGGAGUUACUCAAAGUGCGACUUGAACAAAUUGCUGAGUAUACUGGAGACCCGAGCUAUAUUGGUUAUUGAUCCAGUCCUUGUGAGUAGAAUUUGGCAUUGGCAUGAUUAGGAGUUACUAUUCAAACCAACGGAAAUGCUGGAUCAUUGUUAAUGAAGGGGUGCGCAAGAAGUCAUAGUCGCCGAAGAGGACUCCCAUGUUUGCUAAUACUCGAUAUGUUUUAACUCAUGUUCAUUGUACAUUUGUUGAAAACCCAUUGAUAAACCCUUGAAUUUCUUAACACAGAAUUUUGUGGUGCGCGAGAUGUCAUAGUUGCCAAAGACGAGUCCCAUGUUGCGCAAGAAGUCAGUCGCUGAAGAGGACUUCCAUAUGGCUUAUACUCCAUAUAUUUUAGCUCAUCUUCAUUGUACAUUUGUUGAAAAUCCUUAGAGACCUUGAGUUUCUUAACUCUGAAUUUCAAAUUGAUAUGAGGCUUUUAAUUUGUAUUGCUCAAGUGUUACAGUGAGAUAACGUGCUCUUGUUACGGAGAA